Messenger RNA from Dioszegia hungarica, 1092 nucleotides. Its product is annotated as ER to Golgi transport-related protein. The record is from RefSeq and is a predicted model, not a curated record. Bases 1 to 1092 code for a protein of 363 amino acids. The transcript has 5 exons. Gene Ontology annotation, cellular component: Golgi membrane; COPII-coated ER to Golgi transport vesicle; endoplasmic reticulum membrane. Lineage: Eukaryota; Fungi; Basidiomycota; Tremellomycetes; Tremellales; Bulleribasidiaceae. Gene Ontology annotation, biological process: endoplasmic reticulum to Golgi vesicle-mediated transport; retrograde vesicle-mediated transport, Golgi to endoplasmic reticulum.
AUGUACGAGCCGCACCUGGUAGACCACGCCAGCGACCAACGCAGAAGUAGUCUCGACGGCGCGUCUCUGCUCGAUGAGCUAGACCGUAUAGCUCCCAUCAAGAGCUUUGACGCGUUCCCAAAGAUCCAAUCCACCUACACCUCGCAGUCGCGUCGAGGGGGCGUCUUGACAGCGCUGGUCGGAGCUAUAAUCUUUCUGCUCGUCCUCAACGAUCUCGGGGAAUACCUCUACGGCGCUCCAGACUAUGCCUUCCAGGUGGAUCACGAUGUCGCAAGAGAUCUGCAAUUGAACGUGGAUCUGACUGUCGCGAUGCCUUGUCGAUUCAUCACCAUCGACCUGAGAGAUGCGGUCGGAGAUAGAUUACACCUGUCGGACGCGUUCGUCAAGGACAAUACGGUCUUCAACGUCGGGAAGGCGCAGUCCACCAUGCGGCUCGCAGCGCCCUCCGCGUCCGAAAUCAUCUCCUCAUCCCGGCGGAGAGCACCGACUCAAUACAAGUCCUUCGAGGGUAUCAGGCGGCUGUUCCGGUCGCGACCAAAGAAGCAAGCGGCGUACCGAGCUACCAAUCCCAAGCUCAAUGACGGUCCCGCUUGUCGUAUCUAUGGCAGCGUGGAGGUCAAGAAGGUCACGGGCAAUCUGCACGUCACGACCCUGGGACAUGGGUACAUGAGCCACGAACAUACGGAACAUCAUCUGAUGAACCUGACCCAUGUCGUCCACGAAUUCUCAUUCGGCCCUUUCUUCCCGUCCAUCUCGCAACCUCUGGACAUGAGCUAUGAGCGAACAGAUCAACCCUUCACAAUCUUCCAAUACUUCCUGCGAGUCGUCCCGACCACCUACAUUGACGCUUCCCGAAGAAGAUUAUCCACAUCUCAAUACGCCGUGACCGACUACUCGCGGUCGUUUGAGCACGGCCACGGCGUCCCGGGAAUCUUCUUCAAGUACGACUUGGAAGGCAUGUCGUUGACGGUGCGGGAAGCGACGACGACGUUGUAUCAGUUCUUGGUCAGGCUGGCGGGGGUGAUAGGCGGUGUAUGGACAAUAGCCUCGUUUGGGUUGAGGAUUCUCAUUAGAGUACAGAGAAAGCUAUGA